Messenger RNA from Chelonia mydas (Green sea turtle), 3858 nucleotides. Its product is annotated as sialidase-3. The record is from RefSeq and is a predicted model, not a curated record. Bases 417 to 1709 code for a protein of 430 amino acids. Gene Ontology annotation, molecular function: exo-alpha-sialidase activity. Gene Ontology annotation, cellular component: lysosome; cytoplasm; membrane. Lineage: Eukaryota; Metazoa; Chordata; Testudines; Cheloniidae. The transcript is spliced from 3 exons. Gene Ontology annotation, biological process: oligosaccharide catabolic process; ganglioside catabolic process.
UGCCCACCCCCUGCAGGCUACCAGCCAAUCAGGCACUCGCUCAGCUUUCACACUGCCCUGGCAGCAAACACACACUGGGAUACUCACCAAUCCCAGGCAAACUCCUGCUGUGUGCUGCUCUGCGGUUCCCCGCUACUCAGCUGGGUCGCGAAGCUCUGGCUAUUCUAUCUGGUCACCCUGGGACCGCGGGGUUCCCGGAGCUUUACACCAGCCAGGAUCUGGGCAGUUAGCGAGAGCACCUUAGGAUUUACCUCCGGUGCGGAGGGAAGCGAUUCAGCGGCACACGGCGGCGGGAGGAGGGAGCCGGAGGGAGCCGGGGACAGGCAGGGACCGAGCCCUGCUGCUCCCCGCGCCCUGCGGUGCCCGAGCCCCGCGGAGCCUAGUCUGCGCUAAGGUGUCUGGUACGUCGAGACAUCAUGAUCAAGGCUUCGAUGAGCUCUGGGAAGGUGACUCUCUUCCACCAGGAUCCGCAGACUGGGGUCACCUAUCGGGUCCCCGCACUGCUGUAUAUCCCCACAGACACGCUCCUGGCGUUCGCAGAGAAGCGCUCCUGUCCCAAGGAUGAGGACGCUGAGUACCUGGUGCUGAGACGAGGUCGGAAGACAGGGACUUCGGUCGAGUGGGGGCCCAGGGAGCCCUUGACGAGCGCAGUGUUACCGGCUCACCGCACCAUGAACCCCUGCCCGGUGUACGAGCAGAAGAGUCAGACUGUCUUCCUGUUUUUCAUCUGCGUGAGGCAACGCACCACAGAGAAACGGCAGAUCCUCACUGGGCGGAACGCCGCCCGGCUGUGCUACGUCUGCAGCGGAGACGCCGGCCAGACCUGGAGCUCAUUAACGGACUUGACGGAGCAGGUGAUUGGGGAAGACUUGAAGGACUGGGCCACGUUUGCGGUGGGGCCGGGGCACGGGGUGCAGCUCCGCUCCGGGCGGCUGGUGAUCCCGGCUUACGUCUACCACAUUACCGCUCGCUGCUGCUGCCUGCCGCUGCCCUGCUGGACCCAGCCCCAGUCCUUGGUCUUUUAUAGUGAUGACGGUGGGCAGUGCUGGCACAAGGGCGAGCUCAUUAAGGGCAUGAAGACGGUGGAGUGCCAGGUGGCCGAGGUAGCAGGCCAGGCCUGUGACCCCGUGCUGUACUGCAACGCCCGCACCCCGUGCCGAUGCCGGGCGGCUGCGCUCAGCACAGACCAGGGGCUGACAUUCGAGAGCCCCUCCUCAUGCAAGAAGCUGUGCGAGCCGCCUCACGGCUGCCAGGGCAGCGUAGUGAGCUUCCCGCCGACACCGGGGCUUCUGGAGGCGGAUGGCGCAGAGGGGCCAGACACCCCAGCCCACAAGGUGACCUGCCCGUUGAACAGUGGGAAUGCCGCCUCCGCCCUCCACAGAAGCACCGUGUCAUGGCUGCUUUACUCCCACCCGACCAGUAAACGCAAGCGGGUUGACCUGGGCAUCUACCUCAACCGCUCCCCAUUGACGGAGGCCACCUGGGAACACCCCUGGCUCCUGUACCAAGGGCCGUCUGGUUACUCGGACCUGGCUGUGUGCCAGGAGGCGCCAGCGGCGCUCUUGUUUGGCUGCUUGUUUGAGUGCGGGGUGAAUUACGCGUGUGAGGAGAUCGCCUUCCAGCUCUUCUGCUUUGAGGAUCUCCAGAAGAGCAGAGGCUCCUGCCCCUCCUUGGAGCAGCAGCCCAACACAAAGCAAAAAUCCAACUAGCGGUGUCCUCCGGGGGAGUAAGCGAGAGAGACACACGCUCACUCCCCCCGGAAGAUCCCCACCCCAUGAGGCGUGGGCUUCCGAAAGCAGCCUCUUCUUUCUGGUGUCUCUGGUUCAGGGUCCGGGACUUCCUGGGGCCUGGUCUGUAGAGGAGUAAAGCAUCCAUCGCUCCAUCUGAGAUUGAGAACUUGGCCACAGCCCGGGCAGCCAUGCCAGCCUCUCCGGUGCCGUCCUACUGAUGUACCAGCACCCUGAGCCAGAUGCACCACUGCCGGGGGCCAGAACGCCUGCUGGUGUAAAUCAGCUCCACAGGUUACACCAACUGAGGAUCUGGCCCAGAGAGAGGACUGCUCAGUCCGUACUCCACAGACCUGUCGAUCCUUGGUCCCUCUGCUGAGACUGCCUGUCCAUUAAGAAUUGCACUACAACAAAAGAGAACUCACUCUGGGUGCAGGGAAGGGGAGGGGGAAAUGUGCUUUGCUGCUGGGGGUGCUGUCCUAAGUUCCCCGUAAACUGCGCGGCCGUGCAGCAGCCUGUUGAGUGUCCCACAGGCACUCGUGGAUCUCGCCCAGCUGGGACCUGCCGUGGCCGGGCCACCCCUCCCCUUGCCCCAACUCAGCCCAGACUUGCCGUGGCUGGUGGGAGGGAUGCCCUUCUCCCAGACCCAACCCAGCCCCAGACCUGCUGCGGCAGGGAGAGGCACCUCUCUCCCCAGCCCAUGUGCUGCUGUGAGGAGAGAGAGCUAGGGGGAGUCCUCUCUCCCCACUGUAGCCCCGGGGCAGCCUGUACCCCAAACCUCUCACCCCUGGCCCCAUCCCAGAAGCCGCACCCCCAUCUAGCGUCCCCGCACCCCGACCCUCUGCCCCAGCCCUGAGCCCCCUUCUACACUCUGAACCCCUCGGCCCACCCCCACCACAUGAAUUUUGUUAUGUGCACCAAUAUGGAGGUGAUGUGUGACACAUGACAAAAUUCAUUCCGCACAUGGGUGGGAAAAGUUAGAGAGAACACCGGUGCUGUCUUAUUAAAGGUGAUCCUAAGAACGUGACAACACGUGGUCACUGAAGAUCCCAUGUUUGCAGGAGUAGUAGUUUAGCAUCUUGGCCAUUUCUCACUUCAGAGAACACUCCAAGCAGCUUCCUUAAAGCAUGUUUUGCAGUGUCAGCUGGAGAAGUUGUUCAAAUAUUUCCUCUCCUUGGGCAAGUCCCGAUGUACCUGGUGUGUGGGCGAGUGAGCUGUUUGUUCAUUUGCUCUGUAAACUGCUCCAGGAGCAUACCCAUCCUUCCCUUCAUAAAUCAACACCACAGCGUCGCUUCUGCCCUGGGGAGCAAGGUCAGGCACCAGCUUGGAGGCAGACGCCAACGCUACUCCCCAUCAUGUCUGUGCACGUCAGCCCCAAGCCGUGCAGCAUCUCUGCUGUGUUGCUGGUGUGCCAGAGACCCCAGGUUAACCUGUGGCUCUCCCUCCUGAAAAUAGUUAUAGAAAGCCCUGUGGUGUAGCAUCUAUGGUGCUGGACUGAGACUUGGGGGACCUGAAGUCUGUUCCUGGCUCUGCUGCUGAACUCCUGGGUGACCUUGGUCAAGUCACUUUGCUUCUCUGUGACUCAGUUUCCCUCCCACCCUUUGUCAUGUCUGUUUAAACUGUCAGCUCUUUGGAGCACAGCAUGUCUCUUACCAUGUGUCUGUAUAACAAAUGGGGCCCUGAUCUCAGUUAGGGCCUCUUGAUGCUACUGGAAAAUCAGUAAGUAAUAGUAUUACAUAUUUAUAAGCAGCUACCUCAUUUCUCCUCUCCCCCGGCACCCUUAGUCGGCACUUAGCCAAGCAGUACAUAUCUAGCCCUUACAGAGGCAGAAUCUGCAAACACUCAUCCACCUGCUUAACUCUACUCCCAUGAGUAAGUGUCAUUGACUUCAAUGGGACUCCUCACACAAGUAAAGCUACCUGUAUUUCUAGGAUCUAGCCCCAAAUCUUUCUUGGUGAGCUAGCAGGCCUGAUUCUGAUCUCACUUGCUCUGGUGUAAAUGACACAGUUUCAUAGAAGCUGAUGGAAAUCCCAGGCGUAAGCGAGAUGAAAAUCAGGCCAAUUAUUUUGAAAUCCGUCCCUGCAGGAUCUUUGCUGCCCUGUGAAAAUCCCUUUAAUCACCUGAUGAUGAA